Messenger RNA from Myotis lucifugus (little brown bat), 1129 nucleotides. It is a transcript of the gene NAAA, whose product is annotated as N-acylethanolamine acid amidase. Gene Ontology annotation, molecular function: hydrolase activity, acting on carbon-nitrogen (but not peptide) bonds. The coding region runs from base 1 to 1032 and encodes 343 amino acids. The record is from RefSeq and is a predicted model, not a curated record. The transcript is spliced from 8 exons. Lineage: Eukaryota; Metazoa; Chordata; Mammalia; Chiroptera; Vespertilionidae.
AUGGCAAGAGAUGUGUUUGGGGCUGUUCUGCUGCAACGAGGCGGGUCGCUCUCGGGCUCCGCCUCCAGCCCUCCCGGCUCCGCCUCGGCUCCUCCUCCUCCUCCUCCUUCUUCAGCGCUUCCCCGGGCGCCGGCAGUAACAGCUGCGAUCACGCUGUGGCCGUCCCAGCCCGAGCAUGCUCACUGCGCGCCCGGGUGCGCGCCCGGCGCUGGCGCGUGCUGCUGCUGCUGCUGCUUUGGGCCGGGGCCGGGGUGCCUGCCGCCGCCGCGGCCCCCAGCCCCGCCGCUCUUCAACGUGAGCCUGGACGCGGCGCCCGAGCUGCGCUGGCUGCCGGUGCUGCAGCACUUCGACCUGGACUUCUUGCGCAGCGCGAUGGCGCACAUCCUCGGGGAUAAGGUCCCCAAGUGGGUCCACGCAGUGAUGCGAGUGGCGAUGGGGGAGCUGGAAGGCUCCCUGCCCCAGCCCUACGCCGAUGAGAUCCGCGGCAUGUGCGACGCCCUGGGCUUCAGGCUGGCGGACUGCAUCCUCAUCAACCUGGCCUACGAGUCCACCGCAUUCUGCACCAGUAUUGUGGCUCAAGACUCCAAAGGCCACAUUUACCAUGGCCGGAAUCUGGAUUAUCCAUUUGGGGAUUUCUUACGCAAAAUGACUGUGGAUGUACAAUUCUUAAAGAACGGGCAGGUUGCAUUCACUGGAACCACUUUUAUUGGCUAUGUAGGAUUAUGGACUGGUCAAAGUCCUUACAAGUUUACAAUCUCUGGCGACGAACGAGAUAAAGGCUGGUGGUGGGAGAAUGCGAUCGCUGCCUUUUUUCAGAGACACUCUCCGAUCAGCUGGCUUAUCCGCACUACCCUGAGCGAAUCGGAAAACUUCGAAGCAGCUGUUGACAAACUGGCCAAGACUCCGCUUAUUGCUGAUGUGUACUACAUUGUUGGCGGCAUGUCCCCCCGGGAAGGAGUAGUCAUCACGAGGAACAGAAGAGGCCCGGCAGACAUUUGGCCUCUAGAUCCUUUAAAUGGAGCUCUCCAAUGACCUUGGAAAGAUAAGAUGAUGUGCUGUGUUGUAGGUGGUUCCGAGUGGAGACAAAUUAUGACCACUGGAAGCCAGCGCCUGCGAGGGAUGACCGAAG